AUGGAGGUUGCGUAUCGCACUCAAUUAACAACAGCUUUGGAUGUUACAUUCUUUAUUUUGAAGCAAGGUUUACCUUUCUGUGGGCAUGAUGAGUCAUUAAAAUCUUUAAAUAAAGGUAAUUUUUUAGUGUUGAUUGAGUGGUAUACUCAAAGAAAUGUCGAGGUUUCCAAGACAAUGAUUGAUAAUGCCCCAGGAAACAAUCAAAUGAAAUCUCCAAUAAUUCAAAAGGAUUUAGCACGAGCUUGUGCCAAUGAAGUCACAAAUAUCAUUCUUAAUGAUAUAGGAGGCAAUGUAUUUUCUCUUAUGGUUGAUGAGUGUCGAGAUAAUUCAGUCAAAAAGCAAAUGGGAGUUGUUAAAAGAUACAUGAACAAAUUUGGUUGUGUUAUUGAUAGAUUUCUUGUUGUUGUGCAUGUGUCUGACACUUCUACUAUUUCUUUAAAGAAAGCUAUUGAUGGAUUAUUUGCGAAACAUAAAUUAUCAUUAUUAAGAUUGAGGGUCCAAGGAUACGACGGGACCUCAAACAUGAGAGUUGCUAAAAGUAAUCGAAUUGUUAGUGAUUUUUUCCAGUAUAUUACUCUAAUUGUGAAUAUUGUUGGUUCUUCAUGUAAAAGAAAAGAUAAAUUCAGACAAGUUGAACAUGAUAGACUCUUAGAAGGUUUAAAGAAAGGAGAUAUUAUACUCUACCUUACUGAACUUUAUCCGGAGGAUUUUUCGCUAACUGACCGUAUAGUACUUGAGAAUCAGCUUCAGACUUACAUUCAAAAUGAACAAAAUGAAUUUUCUAUGAUUCAAGAUUUGGAAAGUCUUGCUAUGAAGAUGGUUAAAACUGGGAAACAUAUAGUUUUUACAUUGGUAUAUCGGUUUAUUGAGUUAGCAUUGGUUUUACCUGUUACGACUGCUUCUGUUGAAGGGUCUUUUAUGCGAUGA
Messenger RNA from Impatiens glandulifera, 927 nucleotides. Its product is annotated as zinc finger MYM-type protein 1-like. The transcript is spliced from 3 exons. The record is from RefSeq and is a predicted model, not a curated record. The coding region runs from base 1 to 927 and encodes 308 amino acids. Lineage: Eukaryota; Viridiplantae; Streptophyta; Magnoliopsida; Ericales; Balsaminaceae.